AAAAGAGAGUCUGUUACCUAAAAGAGAGCAGAGAAUCAAGAGAGUGAAAAAUGCGAAGGCAGCUGGGCGUGGGGCUGCUUACUAAAAUCGCAAGAAAUGGCCCUUCGAUCAACUUAAUAUCGCCAAAAUCUGUGUCUCCCUCCUCAUUCCUCAUCCCAUUUUAUCGUCGCUCUCUCUCCGAGUAUUCCACGCUUUCACGUUCCCAUUUAUGGAAACUAUGCUGUCCCAAUGGCCUUAGAGGGACCAUCCAAAAUGGGGCUUUUCCCACUUCACUUGUCGCAACAAGGGUUUUUUCGAGCGCCCUUUUGCAGGGCCGAGGCAAAUUUCCUGUUACGUUUCGUAACAGAAGAUCACUGGCUUCGUUUUCACUAGACAGCCGGCGGUACUUCUCUCUCUCUAUAUAUAGAUAUACAUUUAUGUGUGUGUGUUUGUGAUUCCUGUUCAAUUCUCUCUCUCUCUCUCUCUUUUUCUUUUUCUUUUUCUUUUUCUUUUUGCAAAGAGAAUAGAAUGCUUCAAUCUUGUUCUAAUGUUGAUCGAGAUUCUCCAUCGUGAAUUACGAAAGCAAAUUAAUAUUUCUUUCUCAGUUUGAAUUUAUUGAAAUAAUGGAAAUUACUACUCUGUUUAUAUUAAGUAGCGUUGUCUGCUUAAAUUUGUAAAGAUGAUUGAUGUGAACAGAGGUGUUUCGGUUCUGCUAUUCAACUCUGCGGCAUCUCUGUUUAACCACCAAAAGCUCCUUUAAUUUAUACCGGUUAAAGCCCAUCAACGUGUCAAAUGCUGGUUUGAUAGACUGCUGUAUAGUUUCCAUUUUUGUUGCUUCUCUUAUUCUCUCUAUGCACUAACUCCGAAAGUCGCCUGUUGUUUAAACUAGAAUAGGAGCUCUCUCUCUCUCUCUCUCUCUCUCUCUCUCUCACACACACACACACACAAACACACAUGGCAAAUGACAAGAAUGUACUAGUUUGGUUGUUCAUGCUAUAAUGGUUUUCCAUUACAUGGGACUUUCAAACCCUUUCUAAAUUAAACUUCUUAUUUACAAGCCAUUUCAGACUAAGUAAAUCAUACUAUAAGAUAAUUUGUGUUUAAAGCUUUUUUUUUUUUUUUUUUAAAUCUUUAACUUGAUUAAGGCCAAUGCAAGUUUAGUGGAUGAGAAUGUUUGGAAUUUUUUGUCCGUAAUAUUUUCCCAGAUCGCAUGUUUGAAUGAUAAUAAGCACUGAUUGAAUGCAUGAUUUCAAAAAUGUGGGAGGUCUGGUGCAAAGGCAAAAUUUGUGAUGUAUUGGCCGAGUUUAGCCUCUUCCAUCCUGCAGAAUGAGAGAUCAUUUUUCAGAAGGCUUACAACCGACGGAGUUUUGUGGGGAUUGAUAAUGACGAAUGUUGCUGUCUUUAUGUUAUGGAAUGUUGCAGACACAAAGUUUAUGGUGAAGAAUUUUAUGAUUUCUGUAGAAAACAUCAAACAUGGCCAGCUUCACACGAUGAUAACCAAUGCAUUCAGUCAUAGAGAUGCGUUUCACCUCUUUUCAAAUAUGGUCGGGCUCUACUUCUUUGGAAGCAGUAUAGGACAAACUUUUGGACCUCAAUAUUUGCUGAAGUUGUAUCUAGGUGGUGCGAUUGCUGGCUCGAUCUUUUAUUUGGUAUAUCAGGCUUUCAUAGCUCCAUCAGUCGAGAGUAAACCGGGACGUCUUAGCCAUUCGCAAGUUCCAGCACUGGGUGCAAGUGCUGCUUUGAAUGCGAUAAUACUGCUCAAUAUACUUCUAUAUCCAACAUCGACUAUCUAUCUAGAAUUCUUUGUACCAGUUCCUGCUUAUUUAGUGGGGGUGUUUUUGAUCGGCAAUGACAUGUGGAAGGUGUGGAAGGGCAAUACAGAAAUUUCCGGAGCCUCUCAUUUAGGUGGAGCAGCGGCUGGUGCCUUAGCGUGGUUGAGUAAAAGGAAGGGACGCUUUGGACGAUUCUGAGUUUAUAACUCAUUUAGUGUAUGAGCUUUCAAUAAUUGCAUCUACUAUGAGAUUUAGGUUGGUAUUUUUGGACUAUAUUUGACUGCUUCUGAGAUUUUAAUUAGGAAAUGAGAUGCAUUUUCCCAGUUUUCUCA
Molecule: messenger RNA, 2083 nt
Organism: Salvia miltiorrhiza (redroot sage)
Lineage: Eukaryota; Viridiplantae; Streptophyta; Magnoliopsida; Lamiales; Lamiaceae
Product: RHOMBOID-like protein 12, mitochondrial
Exons: 8
Coding region: 1269-1949 (226 amino acids)
Cellular component (GO): membrane
Molecular function (GO): serine-type endopeptidase activity
Source: RefSeq, a predicted model, not a curated record